UUGUUAUGGGGUGGACUGCUUAGGUCGACUGCAGCAAAGUCCCUGGAUCGUCUAUUCGAGCUUUUGCUUAUUCUUGGAAAGAAAAAAGGUUGACAUAAUGUCGUACCCACUUGCGCUGCACAUCAUUGGAGGACAAGGUGGAAAUGCGUUCUCGUUUGAUGGGAGGAGCAACGCGGCCACGCUGCAGAAACUCUCCGUGAGCGUUGGAGGCUGGCAAGUGAGGGGCGUGGAGGUGUGGCUGACUGACGGGCGAAGACAGAAAUUCGGCACCGUGGACUCCUCUGCUCAGCAGUUUGAAUUCCAGUCGGGCGAGUUCAUGUCGCAGCUCUCCCUGUGGGGCAAUGGGGCCGGCACGCGUCUGGGUGCCAUCAAGUUCAGAACGAGCCGCAACCGCGAGUUCUUUGCCAAGAUGACGGACUGGGGGCUCAAGACCGAGUACAAGAUCGACGUGGGCUCCGGCGUCUGCUUGGGCGUUCAGGGCCGAGCGGGGGCCGACAUCGACUGCAUGGGCUUCCUGUUCAUCAAUGCCAUAAAGUCGUCGGUGAUCCAGAACAUGAAGUACCCAACUAUGCACCAGGUUCUCCCCAACGUGCAGAUGGAGGAGAUUAAAGAAAUGGAGUACAUAAACGACACGAGCGUCGUGCAGUCUCACAGCUUCCAGAGCUCCAAGACAAUUACCAAAAAGUCAUCGUGGUCUACAACGAACAAGAUUGAGUCUACCUUCAGCCUUAAAGUCUCGGCAGGCAUCCCGGAGGUCGUGGAGGUGGAGGCUGGGUUCAGCUUCACCGUGAGCUCUGAGACCACGCACGCAUUGGAGAACUCGGAGGAGCGGACGGAAACUCUCACGUUCCCCGUCUCUGUUCCUCCGCACAAGACCGUCACCGUUGUCGCCAACAUCGGGCGUGCAAACAUCGACCUCCCGUACACGGCUCUGCUGCGCAUCACCUGCAUGAACGGCGCUCUCUUUGACGUUCCCCUGAGUGGCGUCUACAAGGGGCUCACCUACACCAAGAUGACCGCCCGUGCUACUGAGAAAUAGAACAGCAUUUUUGUGCCCCGUUUGAUCAAAUGUUUUCUCUGAAUAAAAAAAAUCCUCCUGCAAUGCAUUUUUAUUUCCGUGUUUUGGUUGCAUGUAAGGAAUUUACAUGUUUUGCUUUUCCCAUUUCGUUUUAUGGGUUCACAAACUUGGGCAUUUUACCUUUCAUGUGGAUGUCAACAGGACUUAUUUUCCAUUCUACCUGAGCUUCACUUGCGUGAUUCCCCAUUUAUUUAAACAACUGGUUGAUGGCAUAUACUUCCACUAGAUUUCAGCAUUGUCAAACGACCGUGCUAUGGGAUUUAAUUUGAAGAUGGCCAGUACAUCCAGUCAUGGCUGCUUUAUCCUCCACAGCUGUUGACUAUCUAGUUUGGCUUGAACAGGAACGUCACUGUCCAUUUAAGAGCUGCUGCUCGUUUUAUUGCUCCUGGGGGGGUAGGGGGCUGAAUGCGUCAAUUGCAAAAUUAUGUAGGGCAGCGGUUUCCAUAAUCUAGCAACAAUAUUGCGCUGUUUUUAACGAAAGUAACUGCUCGUGCUAAUGAUUGAAUAAGCCUCGAAGGCACGUAUAAUGCAUGGAACUCUCCCUUUCAAAAUUGCCACAGCAUUUAACACCUACACAAGUAACCAGUUGCCUAUCCUGGAAAAACAAUUGUCAGCAUCUCGGCUGGAAUUGCACUUCGUUGGAGCUUAAACGUGAUUCCAUUAAAAAAAAAUGGC
This is a messenger RNA of Petromyzon marinus (sea lamprey), 1753 nucleotides long. The record is from RefSeq and is a predicted model, not a curated record. Lineage: Eukaryota; Metazoa; Chordata; Hyperoartia; Petromyzontiformes; Petromyzontidae.